GCCAUUUUCAUCUUUCUUUUUUUAGUUCCUUCUAAUAAAACCACAAACCCCAUCAUCCUUUGCGAACUUCUGCUUGUAUGACAAGUCGGAUGUACAGGAGUGAUUUUUUUGGACUUCGCCGUUGAAUAAGACUAGAGAAACAUGCCCGGAGUCUGAACAAUGGCAAGCGUAGGGAUGAGCCCGAAGGACGAGAUGGUGGCGCGGUUUCUGGACGCGGCCGCCAGAGGGGACGUGGCGAAGGUGUCAGCGAUGGUCGCCCAGUCCAGCUCUUUGGUCGACGCGAGCGGGGAGAACGGGUGGACGGCGCUGAUGCUGGCUGCCAGAAACGGGCACGCGGACGUGGUCAACACCCUGCUCUCUAACGGGUGUGACAAAUCAUUAGCAAACCAAUCUGGUCAGACGUCCUACGACAUCGCCAGAUUCUGGGGACACAAACAUAUAGCCGGUCUUCUGGCUAACAGCAAAGGUGUCGACAGUCACCAUCUGCUGCCCGGUAGCAGCACAGAAGGACACGAGAACUACUUCAGCCGAGAGUUCCUGGACAGGAUGAGCGAGAAGCGGACGGACGGCCAGUGGCUGCAGGCGAAGCAGUCCUCCCCAGCGUCCGUCUUCAUCCUCUUCCUCAACCUCAACCCGCUGGUCACUUCGGGGGCUGAGGAAACGUCCGAGAGCAAGGCGGAUUUUAGACUGUGUCGGCUUCGCUGGGGGUCCGUGGAGGAGCUCGCGACGAGGCCCGGGACCACGCUGAUCUUCCUGGGGGUGGAGAAGCAGGCGACGCCCCCCUCUCCGUCUCCGGCGGGCGACGAGGACGGGCUCACGGCGUGGUUCGCCCUCAACACCGACAGCGACCCCACCAAAGACCUGCGACUUUCAAAUCCCAACGGUUUUUUCCUUAAGCCGUUCGUGCCACGACUUUUACAGCUAAGUUCAGAUGAGGCCGGGGUUGUUGCUCAAGCCAGGUCAGUCCUGGCCUGGCACGACCGGUACAGCUUUUGCCCCACCUGCGGGGGCAGGACCAAAGUAGACGAGGGGGGGUACAAACGGACCUGUUUAAAAGAGGACUGCAGGAGUCGGCAAGGCAUUCAUAACACGUGCUAUCCUCGUGUUGAUCCAGUCGUUAUAAUGCUGGUCAUUCACCCGGAUGGAAACCAGUGCUUGCUGGGAAGAAAGAAGGCUUUCCCUGCAGGAAUGUUCUCCUGCCUCGCUGGUUUCAUAGAGCCCGGCGAAGCCGUUGAGGAUGCUGUGAGGAGAGAGGUGGAGGAGGAAAGUGGUGUCAAAGUGGGUCCUGUGCAGUACGUGUCCAGUCAGCCCUGGCCAAUGCCGUCCUCUCUGAUGAUUGGAUGCCUGGCCGUCGCCGUGUCGACGCACAUAAAAGUAGACGAGAACGAAAUUGAAGAGGCUCGUUGGUUCACACGGCAACAGGUGAUAGACGUCUUCACAAAGAAUAACCAACCAACUUUCACCAUACCACCGAGGCAGGCCAUUGCACACCAGCUGAUAAAGCACUGGAUUGGUGUGCAUGCUAACCUGUAAGCUCUAAUGGUGUGCACCAGUGGUGGGUACAGGUACUACUGAUUUACUAUUGAGAAAUUUCUGAUUAGCCAAAAUAAAAUGUUGAGUAUAUGAAUAAAUUAUUCUCUGUUCACAGCAAUAAUAAUGUGAUUAACUGCCAGUUAUACCAGCUGCUGAAUUUACAGAACAUUUUAUGCAGUAGCUUGAGACCUCAAAGUGAUUUAUCAGGGAUGGAAUAAUACAUCAAACUCAAUGAGAAAUGUAACUUGUUUUGCAUUGACUGAUUAAAAUAUAUCUCCCUCA
Molecule: messenger RNA, 1815 nt
Organism: Anguilla rostrata (American eel)
Lineage: Eukaryota; Metazoa; Chordata; Actinopteri; Anguilliformes; Anguillidae
Gene: nudt12
Product: nudix (nucleoside diphosphate linked moiety X)-type motif 12
Exons: 7
Coding region: 160-1533 (457 amino acids)
Biological process (GO): NAD+ catabolic process; NADP+ catabolic process
Cellular component (GO): cytosol; peroxisome
Molecular function (GO): metal ion binding; NADH pyrophosphatase activity; protein binding
Source: RefSeq, a predicted model, not a curated record